Messenger RNA from Procambarus clarkii (red swamp crayfish), 6376 nucleotides. It is a transcript of the gene bora, whose product is annotated as aurora kinase A activator-like protein bora. NCBI's taxonomy places the organism in Eukaryota, Metazoa, Arthropoda, Malacostraca, Decapoda, Cambaridae. The record is from RefSeq and is a predicted model, not a curated record. Gene Ontology annotation, molecular function: protein kinase binding. Gene Ontology annotation, cellular component: cytoplasm; nucleus. Gene Ontology annotation, biological process: activation of protein kinase activity; regulation of mitotic spindle organization; regulation of mitotic nuclear division.
GACCGAGCCCCGGGGAUGGCUGGCAGGGAGGCUGGAGCCCGCCACAUACAACAUAAACAUGGCCGACCUCACCUCUCAACAGUGGUGACCAGUAUUGCCUCCAGUUUGGGCUUCACCGUUAUAAUUGGAUUUAACUACAAACAAAAUUAAAAGGUUUGGUAAUAAAUGGAUUUAAAAUCUAGUGAAAUUCUCCAUAAUGGAGUUGAUAAAAACACUACUGGAAAGGAGGAAGGUGGUGGGCAGUACAUGACUCCUCAGCACUCUAGACGGCCCUUGCAGCAGAUCAAACUUCCUCUCUCGUCUUCACCCAUGUCACAGUCCUCGCUCACACCCUACAGAUACCACAAAUGCCGAGUUAUCCAAGAAGAGACAUGGAAUCAGGAGAAUUUGGAUCCUAGGUGGAUACAUCGGCGGAGUAAAAAGUCACACUCUGGAAACAAGUCUCAAGGUACUUCUUCAGAUGAGACUGAUGAAUCUUCACCUUUUGCCUACCCUCUCAUAUGGGAGUCUUACCAAGGAACAUCGUCAUCUUUGUCACACAGUCCAUCCAGUCUCAAAAACACCCCUCCUUUAGACCGUGUGUGCUGCUGUGACAACCAAAUGUGUUAUCUUAAUGACACUGGAAGACUAUUAUGUAUUAAGAACAUGGGUCAGGAUUACUGUAAUGGUAAGGGAACACAAAAUACCAGAAGUCAUUUUUAUGAUGAUCAUGUUUUUGAGAAAAGUUUAGAUAAAGAAGGAAAUAAAGUUAAAAAAGUGAGGAAUUGCAGUGGCCCUAGUGGAGAGAGCUCCAGCAACAAAAGUCAGGGCCAAAAGUGUCUGACUGUCACUCCAUCCAAGUCUCCAAUAAAUCCUUCUCCAUCUGCUUAUCCGGUAUUUCGAACACCAUCAGAGAGAUUUUCUUGCACCAAGUCCAGUGAAAGCCGAGGACCGCAGACACCGCAGCAUCGACAUGUUUUUCACCAGCGCUGCAUCAACCCAUUUGAAGUUGGAGCAGAGUGUCUGCAGAUGCCAGCUGUGAGCCCGUCUCUCUUUCGCCAUGUUGUAUCACCAAGUCAAAAGGCAGAUGGUAAAUUUCGUUGGUCUAUUGACCAGCUAGCUUUGUUACACCCGGCAAAUAUUGAAACGUCUCCCUUCAACCAGGCAGAGAUGGUGAUAGACCCAGAUUAUGAACGUAAAGCGCAAGAUGCCAUUGACAAGUUCUUCACUCAUGAGUCGGUAGUGCCGAGUCCCUGGACAGGGAGUGGGAAGUCUGUGAAUCUCCUGCGGAUGGUGUGCACACCAGUUCAGCAGACUAAUUAUUCUGCUCCUCACACAAACACAGUUUGGUGUCAAACUGAACUGACACUGCCACCCAUCUUGCCAAAAGCUGUGGAGGAAGCACUCAAGCCCUUCUGUACCUUCACGCAGGACCAGUGGUGGCAGGGCAGCACAGAAAAUGAUGAAGGCACUAAUGUCAACAACACAACACUUCGACGCAAGCUGCUGUUCAGUCAUGAUGAGCUUCUCAAUGUAACACCGAUGUGCAGUCCACGUGGUGCAGAUGCUUCUGAAAGCAGGAGCCCGCCUUCAUCUCCUGUGGAGCCAUUGCCCUUGCAAAAAGAUGAUGAAAGCACAGUGGAAGUGAAAGAGGAGGAUGAAGAUCAACUGCAGUGGUGUUCUAAUAUAGUUACAUCUGAAUUAAUAGGACGAUCAGGGAAGGAUCCUCAGUUGGCCAGACAUCCUCCACCAUCACCCCCAUCACCAUCAAUGUGUUUACCCUCUCCCACUGUCAUUCAGAAGACUGACUGUUUGACAGUUAUGUUACAUAGUGAUCAUGAUGACAGUGCUUUACCCCUCUUAUCACCAAAUCUCUCCCCUAUAGAAAACCAGGAGAAUUCCAUGGUCACUAAGCAACCAAGAUUUCUUGUGUCACCAGAUGUCUCACCAAUUACUAUUUUGCCUCGAGGGUCUGAUUCAAACCCUGCGAGUGUGUGUUCAUCAAACUCGCCAUUUCUUGACGAAAUUCUCCAUGGUCAUCCUCAGCCUAAGACUCAAAGCUCGCCCAACGUGUCACCUGCACAUUCAUCAGUGGAGUUACAGAGCUCGGCAAGUUCACCUGAAAAGUAUUCCUCUCACACUAUCUCAUUGAUUAAUAAAUCUUUCCAGACUACAGGUCCUUUAACUUCAAAUCUUCCUCUAACUGAAAAUUAUAAAAGACUGCACCAGGAACUACAAAUUUCUCCAAAGACCUGUCACAGCACUUGUCUACAUUUAUGUAAUCAUAAUACCUAUUCAGUCGGCAAACUAAUUACAAAGAACGUUAUUUUAAAACCUGAGACAAGUAAAGACGACACUGGCAUGCUGGAUGUAACUGGAAAAGGUUGGCACUCAGAGUCUGAGGCAAUUGCUUGUAGAGGUCGUAAUGCUUCAACAGAAUCUCUCACUACACCACCAAUAUGCAGAAAACAUUUAAAGCUGGUCACAGUGGGACGAAAUUGUAGCUGUGCCAUUCAGGACAGGGCAAAAGAGAUGCCUGAUAAGAACUGUGAUAUUAAAAAUUGCUCAAAUGAAAGACUUCGGAAAAUAGAAAAUGUUUUCGAUUUUACUCGAGAAUUUAUCGUAGCCGAAUGUGAUAACCCAAAGCGUCAUGGAACCCCAGAGAAAACAUCUUCAAAGACAGAACCCAAGACAUCUAGUAACUCAGGUCACUUCUCAUCUAGUCCCAUACGCGAUGCUUUGCAAAGUCCCUUGGAGGUGGAUACCCCUAAUAAAAGAUUCUCUGCUUCUCCACCACUUUCUCCCAUCCUCUGUCGGUCCAUUAUGUUCCAAAGUCGGAACAAUUGUAAGAAUUCUCCUAGAAAGCGGCUGCAGGACAAUUACAUGAAAACAGAUGACUUCAGUCUUUUACAAUCAACAUUUUUAUGUGAUGGCACAGAAGAGGCAAAUUGUACUGAUGAAAUUAUGAUGGAAGAUGGCCCAAUUGAAGGUGUAUUGGCUACAAAAUCCUUGAAUCCCAUCGUGCUGACUCAUCUUUCAACCCGUGCUCCUCUCCAACGCUCGUCCUCCAUCUCUGAUAUGGAGACAGAUUUACACCCAUCUCUUGAGAUUAAUGGAAAUGAUGAGGGUCCAUCACAAGACACAGGAUACCAAACAGGUAGCCUGCAUGCCACCAACUUCAGUAUUACAGCAUAUAACCAAGACAACUUUACAUCCAGUUCAGUGCCUCAACAGCACACUGAGCAACCUAGUCGAUUUGUAAAUAGUUCUUGCAUCCAGAGCAAUAGUAGCAUUACGAAGGUGCUUAGAAAUGGUUGCACUAUUUCCUCAGGAAAGGAAACAUCAGAGUGAAACAUUUUUGUUUCUUUGUUUUUUUUGUUUUGUUUUUUAUACUUCAUGGUGUAUAGCAUCCAUGCUAUAUAGUGUGUGCAACAAAGAAUUGUAUAGAACAAGAAGUGUUGAAGUAACAAGAAGUGUUGAAGUGCAGUCCUCAUAUGCUUUACUUAAUUUCAGUGCCAUAAGUCACAAUAAGAUGUGUGUUGUUUGUGAAUGAGAAAAUGAUAACAAGCAAGGAAAUAAGUUACUGUGUAUAUAGGUGAUUUUACACUACAUCAGUUAUGGAAUGCCUUACAAAUAUUCUGGUGUUAAAUCAACAAAAUGAUAAUGUAAAAGUAAGAUUUAAUUUUGAUAGCAUUAGAGAAGCGAUGACAGCAUUUAAACUUUUAAGUCAUUUAAAUAUUUCAUUCAUUUCAUUUAAACUCAUUAAGUGCAGUACAAUAAAGUUUGACAGAAGCAUCCGUUAUCUCUCACAAUACUGUACAUUGCUAUGAAUUAUUGCACUAUAGUUCUUGCAACAUGGUCAUCCAUGUGUGUAUGUUGCAGCUUUUAAUGCUUAAAUCAAAUGUUUGCUAUCUUUAAUUUAAGUUUCCUGAAACUGUUAUAUCAAUAUUCCUUUGAUAGCCAGCAUAUUAAACUAAUGUUCAAUAUUUGUACUAUUAUCAAUGGACAUUCCUUUCCUCUGAACAAAACAAUAUUUUGAAUAUGUUAAACUUUAACAAAUAGGAUUUGUGAUAUAUUUUUAAGGAAAGUGUUUUUAUAAUUCAAUAUGGUAGGUGUUUGCAGUUAUAAGUUGUGAUUAUAAGAAUUCUCAGAAAUGGCUGAUUGAAGAUGGUCAUUGUAUAUACUGUAUUGUUAUGUAGCAGAACCAAAGACUACAAUUUUAAUAUAAACAGAACUUUUAAUAAAAAUAUUUUUUAUUAUUUUUUUUAUUUGCUUUGUGCAAUUUAGAUACUGUCUACUCUCAAUAAUCCAAAUUAUAUGGGACUCAUCCUCAUUCAUGUUACCAAAAUUUUUCCUAGGAAUGUCAAAAAAAAAGUAAUACUGCAUUCAGUACUGUAUUCGGGUUUGUAAUACUGCAUACAGUACUGUAUUCGGGUUUUAAUCAGCAAAGAUCUUGGUAACCUGAAUUUUGUUUAAAGUUGAGAGGUCAAAAACUUAAACCUGAAUUUAUUUGAAUUUUCAUUUGGCAGAAACCUGAAUUCCUAUUCAGGUUAAAAGGUCAAGAACUUGAAACAUGAAUUCAUUAUGCUUACUUGGAGAGUUGGGUAACUAGAAUCCAAUUUACCGAGCUCUAACAGUAUUGUAUUUCAGUAGCUAAAAUACUGUUAUACAGAAAAGCACAGUAGGUAAAACCUAUAGAUUAUUUAUGGAGACCGUGAAUAAAAUUUGCUUAGUUUAAUUUUUGUUUUUUGAUGCAUGGUAAUUGGGUUGGGGUGCUAAAAGGAAAUUUUGUAAAAUGUCAAGUUCAUUGAUGAUGUACUGGAAAUAUAAAGAUUAUGAAGAUUUACUGGAGCAAAGCAUCCAGAAAAGGUGCGCAGCACUCUUAAGUAAAUGUGGCAAAUACUGAUCAGUAUAGUAUGUAGCCAUUGAUCUUACCAGGCCUUUUAAUAUGAUAUGGGAAUGAUAUUAUGAAUGGGUGACUGGUGGGUUUUUAAUUGUCUUAAUAUUUUAUGUAUUUGACCUCCUUUAUGAUCCCGGUGGUACAGUUUGGUUCAUUCUCGACUCAGUUGGGAUUUCCAGGUUCUAAUCCCAGGCGGGACAGAAAUAGUUGGGCGGGUAUCCUAUCGCUUGAUGCACCUGUUCACCUAGCAGUAAAUAUGUAUGCAGGAUUUAGUCAGCUUGUGGGGUUGCAUCCUGGGGAGGGUCAGUAUUUCGACCUUGUGGGGACCUUGAUAUAAUCCUAACAUGUAUAUAUAAUACACUGGCUGCCUAUUCCCUGACAAAAUAAAUUAUUAUUAUUUAUUUAUUUACUAUUAUUAUAAAGUACCAUUAUUCACUUUAAUUUCCAGACUGAUGCCUACCCCCAUCCCAUGAGAGUGGGAAAUAGGGUAAUAUGACCUUAUUGCCUACUGUGAUGUAGGAUUCUAACAUCCCCCUAAUCAUGUGUUCAUUUUUGUAGUCAUAAUUUUUAAAGAUUUUAACAAUAUUUUGUUCUUGACUCCAGUCAUAUUAUUAGUUAAAUAUUUUAAGUGUGGCAAGAUUUUUUUUUUUUAACAAUGAAUGUUAAUUUAUUUUUGUUUGCAUGAUUAUAACAACUGCAAUUUCAUUUUCUGAACUAGACUGAAUCUUUGAAGUGGUCAGCAAAUGUUGUUAUCCAGUUGUAACGUUGUUGUUUGGUUACUCUCAUGUUUGGUUCCAAGGCUGGCUAAACUGUGCCAGAUGGGACGAUUACACAUCCCAGAAGAAAGUGGCAUAACAAUAUGUAGAUAUUUUAAAUAUUUUUCUUAGAAUUUUGAACAUUGUCUAAUUUAUUUGCUAAAGAAAUGAUGCAUAUUUUAGUAUUUGUUUUUAAAUUUAGUUAUUUGAAAUCCAAAAUAUGAUUAGAUAAGUAAAGGAGUGAAUAAGGAUAAGGAUUGGAGUGAAGAAAUAAACACUAAACCCAUACAUUAAUUAAAGACGUAAAACAGUGAUAAUGUUUCAAUACGCCACAGAUUAUUAUCAAGUCAAAACUGAUCGUUCAAGGCAGAUCGAAAUGGCAGCAUUUUUUUUUACAUUUCUAAUAUGUGUAUUUAUUGUUUACAGUAUUUUGUUUCAGCCUCUUUAGUGACAUUUAAGGUGUUAAAAUAUUAGUCAUAUACAGAAGAUUGGAAAUACUCCUGUUGUCGAGCUAUAAUGAAUGCUCUAGUGUUUGAUGUGUUUGAUCAGGAUAGUUUGACCAUUCCACUUUCUGUAUAUCAUUCAAGUAUGAAAAUGCAAGUGUAUUAUUAUUAUUAUUGUUAAUAAAUGUAUUUAUAAGGCAGUACUGUUAAAAAUAGAGCAUAUAUUAUUUUCUUAAUAGUGUUCUAAAUUGUUAAGUGAUGUGUAUGAGACUUCUUAAUAUGAUUUUUAAAAUAUUUAA